Molecule: messenger RNA, 981 nt
Organism: Symbiodinium necroappetens
Lineage: Eukaryota; Dinophyceae; Suessiales; Symbiodiniaceae
Source: the annotation of a GenBank genome assembly
AUGGCCGAGCUGUCAGCAUGCAAGGCUUUGCCUUCGCAGCAGGUGCGCUCGGUCGCUCGGAGCCGACCGACCUGGCAGGAGGAGCUCCAGAGGUUUGUCGACACGUGGGCGAAUGGCGAAGUUCCAGGCAUCAAAUUCUGCACGGCAGUGGCAGCCGCGAUGGGCAGAGCCAAGGCGACGGAGGCGGCUUGGGCCUUCGCCGAGACCCUCCGGAGACGAGACGUGGACUUGGAUACGUUCUUCUUCAACAACGUCUUGCAAGCUUGCUCAUCGAGCAGUCGGUGGGAACUUCCCCUGGCUGUUUUGGCAAAAAUGGUGGCCAGAGGCCCAUGUCCGGAUCUUGCCAGCUGGGGUACCGUGGUCAACGCUUGCACCAGGAGCGCGAGCUGGCAGCAAGCACUGGCCGUGAUGGCUGAGAUGGCCCGGACCCGCAUGCAGCCCAACGUCGUGGUAUAUGGAGCAGCGAUCAAUGCGUGCGCGAGCGGGCAGUGGGAGAGAUCACUGCAGAUGCUUUUGGACAUGCAAGGCACAAAGGUAUUGCCAAAUGUCGUCAGCUGCAGUGCCGUGAUCAGCGCGUGCGAGAGAGGCGCACAGUGGGUGCCCGCUUUGGAGAUCCUACAGCAAAUGUGCAAUGCAGUGCUGCUUCCGGACUUGAUCGCCUUCAGCGCCAGCAUGAGCGCUUGUGCCAGUGCUGGGCAAUGGCAGCGAGCCAUGCAGCUUCUGGCCGAAAUGAAGAGAGCGCACAUACAGCCAAAUAUCUUCAGCUACAACGCUGCAGUGGAUGCCUUUACGCAGACAUCAGAGGGAUGGGCCUGGGCGGGCGUUCUGCAGCUCCUUAGCGACAUGCAUGAAGAGCAGGUGCAACUGCAGACGGAAACCUACAGCAGUGCCAUGCGCGCAUGCGGCCUCGCAGGAUGCUGGGCGACAGCUUUGCUGCUGUGGGAGCAACUAUGGCACAGCCCCCUUGUGGUCACGCACUGA